Molecule: messenger RNA, 1593 nt
Organism: Cyclopterus lumpus (lumpfish)
Lineage: Eukaryota; Metazoa; Chordata; Actinopteri; Perciformes; Cyclopteridae
Gene: fam167ab
Product: family with sequence similarity 167 member Ab
Exons: 4
Coding region: 263-877 (204 amino acids)
Source: RefSeq, a predicted model, not a curated record
GAGAGAGAGAGAGAGAGCGUCUUCACUGAUGUCGCCGCUGAAGCUGCACGAGCCGCACGCAGUUUGAAUCGUGUGUCAGAGGACGCCGGUGGAGCAGCACGAAGUCAGGGAAGCGGAAGGAGGUGAAGAUCUAAAGAUACUCUGCCUCCAAAGCACCAAUGGAGGAACAAGGAACUUUUAAAGGUUGACUUCCCUGACACAGACGGUAGAAGCAGGAAGGACAAAAACCUCAUUCAACAGUCAUUUGUAACAAGAUUUAAGGAUGGACACUCCCUCAGCUCUUCCGAUUAUUGUGGACGAGACUAGCGAGGAAUGUGGGGAUGCAGAAUCUGGGGAAGACGUGGUUUUGGCCACAGAUGACCAUCUCAUGAACUUGAAGGCGUUGACAGAGAAACUCAAACUGGAAACCAGGAGGCCUUCUUACCUGGAGUGGAAAGCCCGGCUCGAGGCGGAAAGCUUCCGGGAAUCUAGAAGUGGAAAAUGCCCGAUCCAAGUGGAGCCUGAGGGGAGAGUCGUCGGAAAGUCCGACGGGAUUCAGUGCAAGUUGCCAUCGGGUGUUCUGAAAGGAUUUGAGAACAUCGAUGAAGCUCUCAGUUGGCUGAGGAGGGAACUGACCGACAUGCGCCUGCAGGACCAGCAGCUGGCGAGGCAGCUCAUGCGGCUGCGCAGCGACAUCCACGAGCUGAAAAUAGAGCAGGCGUGCCACCUGCAUCGCCGGAUGCUCAACGACGCCACCUUUGGCCUCGAGGAGCGGGACGAGCUGUCAGACCUGCUGUGCGAAUGUCCGGUCACCCCGGGUCUCGGCCUCUCGGCCCCGCUGCGGCUCAUCGGCGUCACCAAGAUGAACAUUAACUCUCGACGUUUCUCGCUCUGCUAGUGGAUGGUAGUCAUGGCCCUCUUGACCACAAUGUCGUGAGGAUGCAGCUAGAUGUAAUGUCUGUUUUUGUAGUCCCUGUAAUCAAAAAGAGAGAGAUUUAAGUGAUGUAUGUUAUUUAGACAGACGUAGGUACAUAUAUAGUGUGUGUUUCCCUCUAGACUAUACAUGGCUUUGGCAGCUCUUUACAGAAACCUCUGUCUGAAAACCACAGCAGAUUUUAGACCUUUAGGCCAUCGUGACUUGAAACAGAACAAUUGCCAUUUUUUAAACUACAGAGAAGCAAUCGCAUAAUGCACUAGUUGGUGACCUCACGAUGGUCCCCAGUAAUUUGCUGAAGUUUGUUCCUGAAAAGUAAAGAUGUAUUUAGCUCUUGACCGGAGCUCCGCCCUUUUUAUGCCCUAAUUGUAGAGUUGACCGCAUUGUUUGUCUGAAAUAAAAAAACAUGGUUCAGUUCAUGGCUCAACAAUAAAUGAUCCUCGAUCUCUGUUCGUACCAAAAAUGAUAUGACUAUGCAGAUAUUGUUAUGGGAUCUAACCGUUCCUGACUGAUGUUCUUCGUGGGGGGAGGGGGGGUUUGCAUUUGAAAUGUGAGCAUAUGAAAGAUGAACGGAGUGUCGUCCCAGAGCACAGACCAUGGCACAAGAAAAGGAGUUGCUCCACUGUUAGUGCUAGUAUGAUGACACAAAUGUACUGGAAAUAAAAUGAAGUAUUAUCCUU